ACCAACCCGCGAGAGCGAGCGAGGCAGCGAGCGCGCCCAGCCCGCGGUCAGCUGCCGUUCUUCAAAAAGUCAAAUCUCGCUCCGGCGCAGCCUGCCGCGACGCCCCUCCGCUAACCAGAGGGGGGGUUGUGGGGGUCUUUGGUGGUGUUUUUUUUUAAUUUUUUAAAAAAUUAUUAAGAAUCAGGAGGGAAACUGGCUUUGUGAACUAGGUUAACUCGGCCGCAUUGUUUUGCCUCAUUUUUUUUAACCUGCAGAUUUUCUAGAAGCUUUAAGUGCAUCCCGAAAGGUGUUUACUCAGAAGCAAGACCCGUGGAUGCCCGCGAGAGACUUGCUUGCCAGUAAAAAGUGUACUUGGGAUCGUAGCCUGAGCGUGCCAAAAAAAAAAAAGUGUCUUCCUUUCCCGUCGAUGAAAAAAGUGUGUGCCUGCGCGGAGUUACUAGAGAAAAGAAUUCCUCUUUAAAAAGAAAUAACUUCAUAAGGGCACGAUCUCGCCGGCAGCAUCAAGUAUACCCAUCAAUCGCCGUUGGCUCAAGUCUUUGCCUUGGGAAACGCCGGCAGGAAUUCCUCAUCCAUGGGAGGGCGUGUCUAGAGGGACACAGCAGGAACGUGGAACCCACCUGAGGCAUAUUUACUCAGAAGCCCUUCUUCCUCGGCAGACUUCCCCACCCAAAGCUUCUGAAGAAGAAGAGGAAGAAGGUGGAAGAGGAGGAUCCGGUCCCCCUCUUCCCACCCCCACCCCGGGAUUUUGGCCACCUCGCCUCCACCCCCACCCCAAAUUUAGCAUGAUGUCUUAUCUUAAGCAACCACCUUACGCGGUCAACGGGCUGAGCCUCACCACCUCCGGGAUGGACCUUCUCCAUCCGUCCGUCGGGUACCCAGCCACCCCUCGGAAACAGCGGAGGGAGCGCACCACCUUCACCCGGGCGCAGCUCGACGUCCUGGAAGCCCUCUUCGCCAAGACCCGCUACCCGGAUAUCUUCAUGCGGGAGGAGGUGGCGCUCAAAAUCAACCUCCCAGAGUCCAGGGUGCAGGUGUGGUUCAAAAACCGUCGGGCCAAGUGUCGUCAACAGCAGCAGCAGCAGCAGAAUGGCGGUCAGAACAAAGUGAGGCCAGCAAAGAAGAAAACCUCUCCUGCUCGAGAAGUGAGUUCAGAGAGUGGAACCAACGGGCAAUUCACACCUCCAGCCAGCACCUCAGUCCCAGCCAUUUCCAGCAGCAGUGCUCCUGUGUCCAUCUGGAGCCCCGCUUCAAUCUCCCCACUCUCUGACCCCCUGUCCACCUCUUCUUCAUGCAUGCAGAGGUCUUACCCUAUGACCUACACUCAGGCUUCUGGCUACAGCCAAGGAUACGCUGGCUCCACCUCCUAUUUUGGAGGGAUGGACUGUGGAUCUUACCUAACCCCUAUGCAUCACCAGCUUCCUGGACCAGGGGCUGCCCUUAGCCCCAUGGGUACCAAUGCCGUUGCAAGCCAUCUCAACCAGUCUCCAGCUUCACUCUCCACCCAGGGCUAUGGAGCUUCAAGUUUGGGGUUUAACUCAACUACCGAUUGCUUGGAUUAUAAGGACCAAACAGCCUCCUGGAAGUUAAACUUCAAUGCUGACUGCUUGGAUUAUAAAGACCAGACGUCUUCUUGGAAGUUCCAGGUUUUGUGAAGACCUGUUAGGAACCCUUUGUGGUGGCAUUGAUGAUAACGAUUGAUAACAAUAAAGAUCAUAAUCAUGUUGUUGAGACAGACCAGACAGAACCCGUGGUGGGUCUGAACAUUCCAACUGUAGUCAGGUUUUUGGUUUAAAUUAAAGAGAAACAAACGUGAGCAGGACACAAGUAAACAAAACAACUGAAAAAGACAAGAGAGACAGUGUGCCGUGAUCUCUUCUAGUUUCAUCUCUCGCUCAGAAGCUCUGGAAAGGACAAGAAGGAAGGCUGCCUGAUGUGGACAGAGAGCAGAACCCCAGUCCACUCGUUUUUUUUCAUAGUUUUAGCCAACUGCUGGAUUUCUUUGUCCAGAUGGAAUGGGGAAUCAUUCCAGCUAUGGGCCAAGUUUUCUGUGGGAGGGGGGCUGGGCUGGGUUUAGGGUUUUGUUUUUGUUUUUAAGAAAAAUGUCUAGAUUUUUCUUUCUUUCUUUUGUGUGUAUGUGGGGGGGUAUACCCCUUCCUCUCACUCUUCCCCAGUUUUUGUCAUCCAAACCUUGGUUAAAAACAUUAUAUAUAUAUACAUAUAUAUAUAAAUGGACAAUCUCUCUCUCUCUCUCUCUCUCUCUCUCUCUCUCUCUCUCUCUCUCUCUCUCUCUCUCUCUCUCCUUUUAAUUGCUUCAGGGCCAGCCUUUGGCAAAGUUGGCCCCAUGAGAAACAAAGAAAGGAAGAACUUGGUUCAGAGCUCCAUGGGUUGUGGGACUGAUUGUCUUAGAUGCACUACUUUAUUUAAGAGGAAAAAUAAAUAAGAAUAAUGUCCAUAAGGAGUCAAUAUGUAGUUUUUAAGAGACAAUCAGUGUGUGUCUUAUAUAAAUGGUACAUCUGUGGUUUUUACUCUGUGCUAGACUUUAAAACUGUGAUCUCCUGUAUUGUGUGCAACGAUGAACCAACCCUUCACUAGCAGAGGGUUCUGCUGUGAUUUUAGUUUAUAAUUAACAGUGAAAUUUGAGCAACUGGAUUACAUAUGACCACUUUUCCUUUUCUUUCUUCCUCUCUCUUUUUUUAAAAAAUGCCUUUCACCAGAGGUACACUGCACUGAAAAAAAAAGUUUUUACAACAAGCUGUCUCUGAAUUAAUAAAUGAAGCAUUGAGAUUUUGAGAGGAAAAAAGCUGGUCAAUGGGGGGGGAAUAUGAGGACUUUAAAAAUCAUCAGUAACAAUAGCUUACUGUUGGGAAAGCUAGCAGUAAAGAGAAAAAUAUUUAAGACAUUAGUCAAUUGCUCUGACCUUGAAUUUCCAAAAGGAGAAAAUCAUCAUUGUUGUUAUGCUUGCAGGUGUGAAAUUGAAAAACAAAACAAAACCAGAGAUAUAUAUGCAU
Molecule: messenger RNA, 3008 nt
Organism: Rhineura floridana
Lineage: Eukaryota; Metazoa; Chordata; Lepidosauria; Squamata; Rhineuridae
Gene: OTX2
Product: orthodenticle homeobox 2
Exons: 7
Coding region: 783-1652 (289 amino acids)
Biological process (GO): multicellular organism development; regulation of transcription by RNA polymerase II
Cellular component (GO): nucleus
Molecular function (GO): RNA polymerase II cis-regulatory region sequence-specific DNA binding; DNA-binding transcription factor activity, RNA polymerase II-specific
Source: RefSeq, a predicted model, not a curated record